Aureobasidium melanogenum CBS 110374 is the source of this 975-nucleotide messenger RNA. RefSeq lists its product as uncharacterized. The transcript has 3 exons. Bases 1 to 975 code for a protein of 324 amino acids. Lineage: Eukaryota; Fungi; Ascomycota; Dothideomycetes; Dothideales; Saccotheciaceae. The record is from RefSeq and is a predicted model, not a curated record.
AUGACCAUCACCAACACUAUUCUCCUACUUCCACUCGUAUCUACCCUCGUAGCAGCAGGUCCCUCAGGCUUCGGCCAUUACUUCGGUUCGGGUCCAACAGCCGAAAACAACUGGAUCCGCGUAGCAAACUCGACACUCGUUGUCCCUGCUGCACCCUCACCUCAAAAAGGUCUCUUGUCCUUGUGGGUGGGCAUGGGUACUAGCAACGGCGAUCUCAUCCAAGCGCUUGUGGAAAGCUACAACGAUGACAUAGAUACGGGAUGUGGUGUCUUGGAUGGGGAUUGGUGUGCUUGGGCGAGUACUUUGGUAACGGUGAACUCACAAGGAGGGCAGGCACAAGAGGGCGGACAGGAAGUUGUCGCACAAGUUGGCGAUGAGGUAACGAUGAGUUACAUGUAUAAUGACGACACCGGCAACUACGAUCAAUACGUUCUGGUCAACGAUAAACUCGUCUCCAACUUCUCGACCUCAUCAGGACACGCACUAGGUUGGGGCACAGCAGAAGAAUGCAACCAAGCAGCACCAGCAUACCCAUGCGGUCUCACACCCACCCACUCCUGGAUCAACACCGUUCUCGUUCUCGACUCGCCUCAACCAAAUUACUCAGACACCUUUGGCAGUUUCGGUGCUUCUGGCACCUUGACUUCUGUUGAUGGCGGCAAAACGUGGACGAGUGAGAACAUCACAAUUCAAGUUUGGGAUUAUACGCCAGUGUGUCCUGACGAUGAUGGAUAUCGGUUGACGACACUGGACUACAGUGUUUUCAAUAUCACCUGCAGCGCAAAUUACACUGGUGGAGAGUUGGGAACGCAGAAGCUGGGUAGUAUUCAGGAUUGUGUGACUGCUUGUGAUGAGACUGCCAACUGUUUCUUCGCAGUGUGGGAUGGUACAAACUGCGGCUUGAAAAGUUCUGUUGCGGAGAAGGUAGCUGGAAGCGGACUGAUUGCCGGCGCAUUAGUUACAAAAGGCUGCUAA